AUGAUAGUUGGUGGCAUCUGUUAUGAGGAUGUGGUCGAGGCUGUGAACUUAAGAUACAUAUAUGUGCAUGCAUUAGCACUCUUUACACUGCAGCUGGGGUGACAGAGAAUCUCAAAUUACCUUGAUGUUUAAGUGUCAUGGUGGGACAUUAACACGCACUACAGGGUGAGGUUUUUACCCAUUCGCCACUUUAGAAGCAAAAAGAAACUGGAGCUGAAAUGCAUCCUGCAAUUGUUUCUGGUAUUAUUAUUGGGGGCACCCCGCUCUGCUAUUGGCCAAUUUUUUCCCUUUCCCUAGUAACAGUCCCGGAGGUCUUUAUGAAUGUUAACUCAUCCCAGUUUCCCUCUUGUGUCUAAAUUGGGGAAUAUUUAAACUAGACCAUAAUGAUCUUAUACAGUGGAACCUCGAUUUAACGAACCUCUAAAUAACGAAGGCCUCAUUGUAAUGAGUAAUUUUCUUUACCCCAGUAAUAGUAAAAUAUGUGAAAAAGAACCUCGUUAUAACGAACAAAUUUUGUCAGUCCCUUGGUCCUCCGUUAAAUCAAGGUUCCACUGUAUCAUAGUAAGUCUGUGGGCUUGGUACCUUUUCUGGUGGGACAGCCAGUUCAUACAACUACCACUCUCUGAGGCAUCAGACCUAAGUCCAGCUAGUGUUUCUGUAAUGCUUAAGGUGUAGCAAUUAUACAUGUAAAACCAUGUUGUCCUUCAUUUUACCAUUUCAGUUUUUUUAUGUUUGUCUUGGUGUAAGCAAGGGUCCUUAUCUACACAGACGUACCAAAGCGAGAGUCCUACUAACAUUAAGUGGUCAACAAGAUUAAUUUUAUUUUUUAACAUUUUGUCUGUAAUUAUUCAUCAGCCCACAGUCCUGCAGAAAUACAGGAACAGCACUGACCCAGAAAGUAAGAAACAAGUCUAUUAAUUUAUAUAUUGUAUUUUAUUUGAUUCACCGGUGCCAGCUGUUGGCAGGGCAACUACAACAGUGCCAAUAACAGUCCCUUUCUCCCAUGAAAAGUGAAUUACACAGUCAAGGUCAACAUCCUCUACCUUUAUUCAUAAAGCAGUGCGAGUUUUUUUAAGUCUCACCUGAAUUGCACAAAGAGUGAAGGGAGGUCUCCAGUGCUAAUGGCUGAAUAUGUCACCACUAAAGGGCAGUAGAGACUCAGCUUGGUAGUCUGCCAGUGUUACCUAUUUCAGCCAUAAUUUUUAACUUUUACAAAAUGGCUCACAAUCUACAGACCAUUUUAUUGUUACUGUUAGUACCGUAAAAUAAAGCUCAGAUUAGUGCCUGGGGCCCUUAUUUAAUGUUCUGUGGCAAGAGGGGGUGCUAAUUCACGCUAAUUUUGUUAUCAAUUUUUGGUCUCAAAAUGACACUAUCUUUAUAUUUUCUAGUUAACCCAAACGGUAACAUACAAAAAUUCAAAAAACGUCAUAGAAAAUUACUUUUUGUGAAACUUGAAAUGUUCCCAAGAUGUUUUCGAGUUGCCUGUCAGAAAUUUAUUGUACCUCUUCAAAUUAUAGAACAGUUCUAACAAUGCGUUUGGCAUCAUGAAAUGUUUUGUAUGGAAAGGAAAGCCUGCGGUUAAUGUUCUGACUAUUAUGAAUGUCACACUCAUUUAAAGUACCGUAUACGUCUUGUAUAUCGUACCAAGUACAGGACCUCGUUUUUUCUGCAAGGGGGUAGGGGGGAUUAUUCCAAAUUUUGAGCCUUAGGAGGGGCGCUAAUUUGAAGUGGGGCAUUUAUUUGAAGCUGAGUGGUAAUUCGAGCAUUUAGGGACAAUAUAGUUGUAGACAUAGAUAAUUUGUAAAAACUACAUGUUUACAAUAAGUUUAUGAUAUAUUACUUUUCAGAAAGGAUAAAUGGAUAUGUAAGGUAGGUUUGAUAUUAUUGCAUUACUAGAAAAUUAUGACAUGUGUUACAUGCAAGUUUCAUCUGUAGUUCAGGGCUGUGCUCUGUCCGAGCCCUGUGGCCCCUGGUACCUGACUUUUGCUCUUGGGUGACUAGAAAAUCUUAUUUUUUUCAUACAAAUCCAAGGCUGUGUUCUAAGGGAAAUUAAAGGGAGCCCAGUGUUCUGAAACUGUGAAAUCUAGGGUGUCUAGAAAAUGAUUUGUAUGAAAAAGACUAAGAUUUUCUGGUCGCCCAAGAGCAAAAGUUAGGGGCCAGGGACCACUGGGCUGACUGCUAGAACACAGCCCUGGAUUUUACAGGUUCAGAGCACUGGGCUACCUUCAAUUUUCUCUUAGAGCGCAUUCUUAUAGUUCAGUAAUGGUAUAGAACAAACUAACUGUGCUCCAUCCAGGAUGACAUCUUAAUGACUUCACUAAUAAUUGUGUUUUAUAUGACCCUUUGAGACAUAUGUUCACUCGGGAUAUAUAAAUUUUUUCUUGAACUUUGCGAAACAAAUACAUUCAUAGAUAAAAUUACAGGUCUUUAUAGAAGAAUUCAGACGUCAAGUAAUGGCAAUAAUGACAAACAAUCUUUUAGCUGAUUGGCACCUGAGGCUCAAGUUUGUGGAUGACACUUUUGCCAUAGAAAUACUACCCAGAAAGUCCGCUUAAUUCCGCCGCAUCUGACAUUCACAAUUUUUCUAUGGAUCACAAGAUAAGACUAAAUCUUAUUAAAUAUAAUGUAAGGAGAUGUUAAUUAACUUUACUCUCAGAUCACAAAAUUACAUCUUAUACCUGAAAUUUGUAGACUUUUAACUGUGUUUUCACAAUUCUUGUGAACUUUGACAUUUAUUUUCUCGGACUCCCAUGAGAAAUUUUCUUUGGUGUUAUUUCAGAGAACUAAUUACAUCUUUAUUGGUAGAAAAAUGUAAAAAAAAAUGCAAUAUUCUUUAAAUUAUUCUGGUAUGUACAAGGUUUUUGUCCACUGAAAAUUAAAAUUACUCAGUUUCCUGGUGGAUUCUGUCUUAAUAAAUUACAUCCAAAAUCACUAACGAAUAUCUUUGUUGUGUGCUGUUGUAGCUUGGGUAUCAUCUAUUCAGUGUUCACUGUUGCUAACUGGCUUGCACCAUCUUUUGUUGGUUUAUUUGGACCAAGAGUAUCCAUGAUAGUUGGUGGCAUCUGUUAUGCGUAAGACAUUUUAAUUUAACUUCUGAAUUCUGUAAUAAUUUUUGAUAGGGUGAGUGGAUAAAAAUCCCUAUGAAGAGUCUUGUGAUCAAAAUGUUACAUUCUUCCUUUGGUUCAUUCAUGAAAACUAUUACUGAAAGUUUAAGAGUCUUAGAGUUACUGUAUUUACAAGUCAUAAGGGGCUUUUUCACUAGGCACCGAUUCCAUUAUAGUGUUACCUUUGGGAUAGCUAUUAAAUAAAUAUUAACUAUUAAUAUUAAUAAUUAAGGAAACAAUUUUUAAACUAUCUUAUUAUAUAAAAUAUGUUGUUUGGCAAAUAUCUAUUGUAUAGUUUAAAACAAAUCCUGUUAAAUUAAUGUAUUUAACUCUUUCACUGCUGAACUGUCCGUAACCACCUGUGUGGAUCAUUGUACCUUGCAUUGUAUCUGACAUUAGCAGUUCAAUAGUCAUGGGCCAGCGGAAAGAAAUCUUAGAAAGUUAAUUUCUGGGCAAAAUUUCUCAGAGCAAAUGGAAUAAUAAUGCAUAAAAGAGCUCUGAAAAAGUUAGUGAAUAAACAAAAUAAGUAAACAGCCGAAAAUACAUGUAAAUAUGGUAAACAAGUAGGAAGCGUCUUCAAGCUUUGGACAUUAAUUAUUUUUUCACAGUUGCAGUGCAAUUAUGAUUAGUAGUUAAUAAUUAUUUAUGAAGUUGUGAUUUUGAAACAAUCACUCAUGUUAAUGUAAUGUUAUUAUAUUUUUAUCCUAUACAGUUUGUUUAUUGCAAGCCUGAUUGAACCAAGGGCCUGGAGUUUGUAUCUUGGGUCCAUUAUUAUUGGAUAUGGAGCAAGUGGUAGGUCAAUUGAGUUAUAAACUAAGUAGAUUCAAGAAGAGAGGCCAGUGUAGUGAACCUGUAAAAUCUAGGAUGCCCAGUGUAUGACUUAUAUGAAAAAAGGAAGAUUUUACACUGGCCCGAGAGCAUAAGUUGGCCGCCAGGGGCCACCGUGCUUUUGCUAGAACACAGCCCUGCAGAAUAAAAAAUUAAUGUAGUGUGCGAUUUUAACGACUGUUUCACAAUCAAGUCACAAGUGGAAUGUUAUGAAACAUUAUUUUGUUAUUAUUUUAUUUUUAGUAAUAUGGACUGGUCAAGGAAAUUUUUUGACUAUAAAUUCAACUCCUGACACAAUUUCCAGAAACAGUGGAAUAUUUUGGGCACUGCUACAGUGCAGGUAUGUGUGGAGUUUCUUACAGUAGCUGGGCCAACUUGGAAAUGAGGACUAAACAAAGGAAGUUAUGAAUCAAUCUAAUUGUAGGUAAAAUCAAAAUUAACCUGAAAUCAAAUGUAAAUUGUAACGUAUAUACCAUAGUUAUGAUUAAUUUAGACUUUUAACAAAGCUUUAUGUUUUUGUUGUAGCUUGCUCUUUGGAAAUAUGUAUGUCUACUUUCAGUUUAAGGGUGAAGAAACAGCAAUAAGUAAGUAGGUGGAGUACUAAUAUUAUGAUUAUCAUUGAUCAUUCAAAAUAUUUUACUGUUUCUGAUUGGCACAAAGCCUCUGGCUAAUUCUUCAUAACCAACUGGCAUUGACCAAAUUUGGAACUUGCGAGUAAUAUACCUUUGAUUCAAUGGAAUACUGACUUGGAAAGGAGGUUGGUCAGAUUAUUGACUUUGAAAGGAGGUUGCUUGGGCAAUAGACCAGCGAUCAACUUUGUUUCCAGGUGCAGCAGCUUAACUGUUUAUUCGUGAGUGAGCUAAAGAAAAUGUUGUUCACGUGGCUAUCCAAAAACGAAAUACGUGUAGCUGAAUUUCUGACCGAAACUGAAUGGAAGGAAAGCAAGAAUAUGCAAAACAUAUCGCUCAGUAGAUGCUAUCCACUUUUUGAGGAGUAUCUGCAAAAAAAUACCUGUGUUUAUAAUUGUUUUGAAACUGUGCCGAAGGCCAAAGUUUAGAAGAAAGUCUACCAGAAGGUAAGCUUAUUAAGAACUUAAAAAUAUUUUGGAUGAAUAAUAAACAAUUGUUGAAUUCGGCUUUCGUAUGAUGUGAAGAAUUAUGCUGAUCUCGGAGGAUGUUAUCCACCUGGGCCUUCAGCCUUGGUGAAUAACAUCCCCUUCGAUCUGCAUAAUUCUUCACAUCCUACUCAGCCUCAUUCGAUAAUAAUUGCUUAAUGUAACAAGGUCUUUUAAUGGGCAACAGCAACAAGUGACAAAACUGGUGUCACUACACUAGUAAGUGAAUCAAUUUCAGUGCUGAACUAUGACAGCAACAAUGACUAUAUACACUGGAAUAACAGAAUGCAAUGGGAAAAAAAAUGCAACUACAACAGUGCCAAUAACAGUCCCUUUCUCCCAUGAAAAGUGAAUUACACAGUCAAGGUCAACAUCCUCUACCUUUAUUCAUAAAGCAGUGCGAGUUUUUUUAAGUCUCACCUGAAUUGCACAAAGAGUGAAGGGAGGUCUCCAGUGCUAAUGGCUGAAUAUGUCACCACUAAAGGGCAGUAGAGACUCAGCUUGGUAGUCUGCCAGUGUUACCUAUUUCAGCCAUAAUUUUUAACUUUUACAAAAUGGCUCACAAUCUACAGACCAUUUUAUUGUUACUGUUAGUACCGUAAAAUAAAGCUCAGAUUAGUGCCUGGGGCCCUUAUUUAAUGUUCUGUGGCAAGAGGGGGUGCUAAUUCACGCUAAUUUUGUUAUCAAUUUUUGGUCUCAAAAUGACACUAUCUUUAUAUUUUCUAGUUAACCCAAACGGUAACAUACAAAAAUUCAAAAAACGUCAUAGAAAAUUACUUUUUGUGAAACUUGAAAUGUUCCCAAGAUGUUUUCGAGUUGCCUGUCAGAAAUUUAUUGUACCUCUUCAAAUUAUAGAACAGUUCUAACAAUGCGUUUGGCAUCAUGAAAUGUUUUGUAUGGAAAGGAAAGCCUGCGGUUAAUGUUCUGACUAUUAUGAAUGUCACACUCAUUUAAAGUACCGUAUACGUCUUGUAUAUCGUACCAAGUACAGGACCUCGUUUUUUCUGCAAGGGGGUAGGGGGGAUUAUUCCAAAUUUUGAGCCUUAGGAGGGGCGCUAAUUUGAAGUGGGGCAUUUAUUUGAAGCUGAGUGGUAAUUCGAGCAUUUAGGGACAAUAUAGUUGUAGACAUAGAUAAUUUGUAAAAACUACAUGUUUACAAUAAGUUUAUGAUAUAUUACUUUUCAGAAAGGAUAAAUGGAUAUGUAAGGUAGGUUUGAUAUUAUUGCAUUACUAGAAAAUUAUGACAUGUGUUACAUGCAAGUUUCAUCUGUAGUUCAGGGCUGUGCUCUGUCCGAGCCCUGUGGCCCCUGGUACCUGACUUUUGCUCUUGGGUGACUAGAAAAUCUUAUUUUUUUCAUACAAAUCCAAGGCUGUGUUCUAAGGGAAAUUAAAGGGAGCCCAGUGUUCUGAAACUGUGAAAUCUAGGGUGUCUAGAAAAUGAUUUGUAUGAAAAAGACUAAGAUUUUCUGGUCGCCCAAGAGCAAAAGUUAGGGGCCAGGGACCACUGGGCUGACUGCUAGAACACAGCCCUGGAUUUUACAGGUUCAGAGCACUGGGCUACCUUCAAUUUUCUCUUAGAGCGCAUUCUUAUAGUUCAGUAAUGGUAUAGAACAAACUAACUGUGCUCCAUCCAGGAUGACAUCUUAAUGACUUCACUAAUAAUUGUGUUUUAUAUGACCCUUUGAGACAUAUGUUCACUCGGGAUAUAUAAAUUUUUUCUUGAACUUUGCGAAACAAAUACAUUCAUAGAUAAAAUUACAGGUCUUUAUAGAAGAAUUCAGACGUCAAGUAAUGGCAAUAAUGACAAACAAUCUUUUAGCUGAUUGGCACCUGAGGCUCAAGUUUGUGGAUGACACUUUUGCCAUAGAAAUACUACCCAGAAAGUCCGCUUAAUUCCGCCGCAUCUGACAUUCACAAUUUUUCUAUGGAUCACAAGAUAAGACUAAAUCUUAUUAAAUAUAAUGUAAGGAGAUGUUAAUUAACUUUACUCUCAGAUCACAAAAUUACAUCUUAUACCUGAAAUUUGUAGACUUUUAACUGUGUUUUCACAAUUCUUGUGAACUUUGACAUUUAUUUUCUCGGACUCCCAUGAGAAAUUUUCUUUGGUGUUAUUUCAGAGAACUAAUUACAUCUUUAUUGGUAGAAAAAUGUAAAAAAAAAUGCAAUAUUCUUUAAAUUAUUCUGGUAUGUACAAGGUUUUUGUCCACUGAAAAUUAAAAUUACUCAGUUUCCUGGUGGAUUCUGUCUUAAUAAAUUACAUCCAAAAUCACUAACGAAUAUCUUUGUUGUGUGCUGUUGUAGCUUGGGUAUCAUCUAUUCAGUGUUCACUGUUGCUAACUGGCUUGCACCAUCUUUUGUUGGUUUAUUUGGACCAAGAGUAUCCAUGAUAGUUGGUGGCAUCUGUUAUGCGUAAGACAUUUUAAUUUAACUUCUGAAUUCUGUAAUAAUUUUUGAUAGGGUGAGUGGAUAAAAAUCCCUAUGAAGAGUCUUGUGAUCAAAAUGUUACAUUCUUCCUUUGGUUCAUUCAUGAAAACUAUUACUGAAAGUUUAAGAGUCUUAGAGUUACUGUAUUUACAAGUCAUAAGGGGCUUUUUCACUAGGCACCGAUUCCAUUAUAGUGUUACCUUUGGGAUAGCUAUUAAAUAAAUAUUAACUAUUAAUAUUAAUAAUUAAGGAAACAAUUUUUAAACUAUCUUAUUAUAUAAAAUAUGUUGUUUGGCAAAUAUCUAUUGUAUAGUUUAAAACAAAUCCUGUUAAAUUAAUGUAUUUAACUCUUUCACUGCUGAACUGUCCGUAACCACCUGUGUGGAUCAUUGUACCUUGCAUUGUAUCUGACAUUAGCAGUUCAAUAGUCAUGGGCCAGCGGAAAGAAAUCUUAGAAAGUUAAUUUCUGGGCAAAAUUUCUCAGAGCAAAUGGAAUAAUAAUGCAUAAAAGAGCUCUGAAAAAGUUAGUGAAUAAACAAAAUAAGUAAACAGCCGAAAAUACAUGUAAAUAUGGUAAACAAGUAGGAAGCGUCUUCAAGCUUUGGACAUUAUUUAUUUUUUCACAGUUGCAGUGCAAUUAUGAUUAGUAGUUAAUAAUUAUUUAUGAAGUUGUGAUUUUGAAACAAUCACUCAUGUUAAUGUAAUGUUAUUAUAUUUUUAUCCUAUACAGUUUGUUUAUUGCAAGCCUCAUUGAACCAAGGGCCUGGAGUUUGUAUCUUGGGUCCAUUAUUAUUGGAUAUGGAGCAAGCAGUAGGUCAAUUGAGUUAUAAAUUAAGUAGAUUCAAGAAGAGAGGCCAGUGCAGUCAACCUGUAAAAUCUAGGAUGCCCAGUGUAUGACUUAUAUGAAAAAAGGAAGAUUUUACACUGGCCCGAGAGCAUAAGUUGGCCGCCAGGGGCCACCGUGCUUUUGCUAGAACACAGCCCUGCAGAAUAAAAAAUUAAUGUAGUGUGCGAUUUUAACGACUGUUUCACAAUCAAGUCACAAGUGGAAUGUUAUGAAACAUUAUUUUGUUAUUAUUUUAUUUUUAGUAAUAUGGACUGGUCAAGGAAAUUUUUUGACUAUAAAUUCAACUCCUGACACAAUUUCCAGAAACAGUGGAAUAUUUUGGGCACUGCUACAGUGCAGGUAUGUGUGGAGUUUCUUUCAGUAGCUGGGCCAACUUGGAAAUGAGGACUAAACAAAGGAAGUUAUGAAUCAAUCUAAUUGUAGGUAAAAUUAAAAUUAACCUGAAAUCAAAUGUAAAUUGUAACGUAUAUACCAGAGUUAUGAUUAAUUUAGACUUUUAACAAAGCUUUAUGUUUUUGUUGUAGCUUGCUCUUUGGAAAUAUGUAUGUCUACUUUCAGUUUAAGGGUGAAGAAACAGCAAUAAGUAAGUAGGUGGAGUACUAAUAUUAUGAUUAUCAUUGAUCAUUCAAAAUAUUUUACUGUUUCUGAUUGGCACAAAGCCUCUGGCUAAUUCUUCAUAACCAACUGGCAUUGACCAAAUUUGGAACUUGCGAGUAAUAUACCUUUGAUUCAAUGGAAUACUGACUUGGAAAGGAGGUUGGUCAGAUUAUUGACUUUGAAAGGAGGUUGCUUGGGCAAUAGACCAGCGAUCAACUUUGUUUCCAGGUGCAGCAGCUUAACUGUUUAUUCGUGAGUGAGCUAAAGAAAAUGUUGUUCACGUGGCUAUCCAAAAACGAAAUACGUGUAGCUGAAUUUCUGACCGAAACUGAAUGGAAGGAAAGCAAGAAUAUGCAAAACAUAUCGCUCAGUAGAUGCUAUCCACUUUUUGAGGAGUAUCUGCAAAAAAAUACCUGUGUUUAUAAUUAUUUUGAAACUGUGCCGAAGGCCAAAGUUUAGAAGAAAGUCUACCAGCAGGUAAGCUUAUUAAGAACUUAAAAAUAUUUUGGAUGAAUAAUAAACAAUUGUUGAAUUCGGCUUUCGUAUGAUGUGAAGAAUUAUGCUGAUCUCGGAGGAUGUUAUCCACCUGGGCCUUCAGCCUUGGUGAAUAACAUCCCCUUCGAUCUGCAUAAUUCUUCACAUCCUACUCAGCCUCAUUCGAUAAUAAUUGCUUAAUGUAACAAGGUCUUUUAAUGGGCAACAGCAACAAGUGACAAAACUGGUGUCACUACACUAGUAAGUGAAUCAAUUUCAGUGCUGAACUAUGACAGCAACAAUGACUAUAUACACUGGAAUAACAGAAUGCAAUGGGAAAAAAAAUAGCGGACAAAAAACAAGCAAAUCAUCCAGUUGGCCAUGGCAAUUAAGUAUUAGUAUGACACUUGCACUGUUGUGUUAACCUACAUGUUUAUCUAUUAAUUAAGGUAAAGAAAGUUGACCAUUUUGUCAUUUUUUACAAGGUGACAGUGUAAGAAGAACAGUAUAUACAGUAUUCACCACUGUUUGUGGCCUAGGAAUAUGCCUUUUAUUCCUCCUGCGCAAACCAAGAGAUGUGGUGAGUGUAACAUGCCUGCUGUGGUGACCUGUUUGAUUUAAUUAUCCAAAACCAGAGAUUACACCAUGCCAACAAGGAAUUGUAUUAUUUGGCUGGAAAAUUCAAAUUUAGACUUGUUUCACUAUGCAGGUACAAUGCACCUACCCAUAUCUAAUUUUUUCCAGGGUUUUUGGCAUUUUUGUGGAAACAUUUGCCUUGGGGGAAAAAAGAAUGAAAAAAGUGCUCUUUAUUUGAGGGUUAAUGUAUUUAGCAUGAGAGGAACAAUUGGGGACACUAUUUUUAUGUCUCCUACUGGAGACGGGGUCGCCAUUUUACUUGGUCACCCGAGCCACGUGAAGGUCUAGGCAUUUGCAGGACAAAGGCAGUACUUUCAUUUCUCAGUCAUUUUUAAGACCCUGAGUAUUGGUCUGGUCCUGGGAAUCAAACCCAUGACCUCCCGCUCUGUAGUCAAGUGUUCUACUGACUGAGCUAAUCCUGCUGCGGUUAAAGGCAUAGCAUUUGUACAAGCUCCGCAAUAUAAAGGAGGAACAGAAGUAAAAGAAAAAAAUUGAAUAGUCCUUUGUGAGUACAGUAUACCCACAGAACUUGGCAAGUGAGCAUUGCUGGGUUAACAUGUAGACUAAGAUUACGUGCUUACUUUUAACUUGUUUUCACAGAUACCAGUAAGCAGGGAUGAACAAGACAGGGAACUGAGUCAAAAUAUCAGGUAAAUACAUACGUAAUUGGAAAUUAAUGUUCCUCUUGUGGUGACUACAGGCUUUACCUGUUAAUUAUCAUAGACUGCACAUUUUGCACAGAUAAUUUUGUUUUCCUGCCUAUAGGGAUGAACAAGACAUGAACUUGAUCAGUCAAAAUAUCAGGUGAACAAUUGUUUACGAAUUGUUCAGCCAUAGAACUUCUGUACAUGCCAGCUUUUAUCACAGUGUUGGUUGACCCGAUGCAGGUCAGGCAGCCAUUCUUUGGGGGAUUGAUUUAAACUUGACACUAGCGUAUGACAAGAAAAAUAACUGUCCAUAUCUGUUUGGUUUAAGUGCAAGACACUUUAUACCAUUUUAACACCACAAACGACUUCUGUGGUAAUUGAUUGUUUGCAACGCUCAGCUUCUUUUGUGAACACAAUAAUCUAGAAACUAUGCUUCAAUGUCAUGCACAAUAUGUUGCCCUUUGAUCUCUAGAAUCUUCUCUACUUAAAAGUAGCCAUACUUUACACUUUAUGGUAGCUGGUAUUAGCUAAAUGCCAAAAGGACAAUUAUAAUAUCUUGAUAAACACGUAUACAUGUAUGUGUAUAUUAUGUGCCAUUUAUAUGUCAAAUAUUUUUCUUUAAAAAAGCACAGACUGAAGAUAUGUGAUAUUCAAGGACAAAAUGUUAAAGCUCCAUCCCUGGCAUGGACACUGUCUCCCAUGCAGGGAACUCACAGUAAUGAUAAAUGUCCAACAAAUGCCAAUGUUGCUUUUUAUUGAGUGAGCAAUAAACUGCCACCAGACAAAUAACAAGCUAUUUACCGGUAGACUGAAAACGUAAAUUUGUAGUCUUUGAUACAUGUAUUACAGUGCAACUGUGUUGGUAUUUACGGUAACGCAGCUAUAUUAUGUAACUGUUAUUUACUUGUUUGUUUGAUUUUAUUCACAUCAGAAGGCCAAACAGUGUUAACUCCGCAAGAAGAACAGCCUUAGAAUCAUUAAGUAAGUGAUUCAUUUCUCCAGGGACACAGAAAUUGGCACAUAAUAAUUUGUACUCUAGUACUACAGGCAAAGGAAUCAUAAUGAUUGGCAGUUUCAAAUAAUUUUUACUUAAUAAACUUGUAUGAUUUUUUUUUUUCUACAGAAAUUGCAGUCAAGUUAUUUUUCACAAAGGAAAUGUUGUUGCUUAGCUUGUGUUUUGCAUAUACAGGUAUGUACAUUCAAUUAUUUGAAUAAUCUCAGUGAUCUGACUCAAGCACUCAGAUGUUGGUGCAUUAUCAUCAUUGUUCAGUUGCUGCACAGGCAGUCCCAGUCUUGAGCAAGCUCUGCAAUUUGUUUGGGUUGAAGGAUGUUAUGUAAAAAUCCUUCAUGAUCAGCAGUUGUUAGAUGUAUUAUUUAAGGAUAGACAUUGCUUUGUUGAUGGCCUUUGGUCUUUAUUGGCCAUGAGUUCUUCAAUGUUAUUUUUUAUGCAUAUAGAGCAUAGAAUAAUAAUAGUAAUUAUUAUAUAGCACUAUUUACAUGAAAAUAAGCAAUAGCACUUUACAAUAAUUCCUUUAGUGAAAAAUCUUAUCUAAAAUGAUAAAAAUAUACAAAGUAAAAUGUAAAAUACAAUUGAAUAAAAAAAUAAUUAAUUAAUUAUUUAAUAAAAAAUAAAAUUAGUCUAACCUGCCCGAAAAAGGUGAGUCUUUGCAUUUAAAAAAUAUUUAAUGACUGAAUAUUGUACAAUUCGGCGGGCAAACUAUUCCACAGACAUGGUGCUGCAGCAGCAGCAUGAAAGGAUCUGGCACUGAGCAUAGAAAGCAUUUUCUCUUAGGGCAGCUCCAGUAAAAGACUUUUGUUUGAUCUAAGAUUGUAAGAGGACUUCGGCCUGACACUAACUAAAUCACUAAUAUAACUAAUAUUAACUAAUAACUAAUAUUAUUAUGGGUGAAUGAUACAUGUGGGUAAGCAUUAUUUUCUUCUGCUGUUUUAAAGUUAGGGUGUUGGCCAGUUGUGCAACUGGUGAACCUUAUUUGAAAUUCUCCUUAACUCAACCACUUGUCUUUCCGUUUGGUGUGAUGGGCUAAAUACAACCUGUAAUCUGUAAUUGUAUUUUUUGUACUUAAUUGUAUUUUUUGUACUAUAGGUUUUGAACUAACCUUUUUCAGUGGUGUGUAUGGCACAUGUGUAGGUAAGUUAUAAAAGUUUACAUCCCACUAGUGAGGGGUUUUGCUCACUUUACUGUCAGAUGUUGUAACUUUUUUAUUGCACUUUUAUCUCACUGCAAGAAAACUGGAAAUGAAAUAGGUACAUCGCGAUCUUAGCAGUGUUGCUCUAACCAGGCCGCAGUCUUGUUGGGGUUCUGCUUAAAAGUGUAUACAGGGCAGUAAAGCCAAGUGGAUGCAUCCCCAAGUGAUGGUGCCUGAUAGGCUUGGAAGUUUUUUGUAGCGGACAAGCAAGGAAACAUUUUGGGAUAACUAAAAACAGUUCAUACACAUAAAGUUAUGUUGUUUUUAAUAAGCAACAUUGACCUUUGAUGGUCGUGCAUAAUGUGGUGUAGAGGCAUGUGACUACUUUCUUCAAUCACAAAACAUUUUUCAACCUUGAGUAGUAACCUCAGACCAUUAUUUUGGAGUAUAGGGCCGUGACAUGGUUGUCGUGGUAAACCACCACCUAUUUGUCCCCCUUUUUUCUCUUUUUGCCCUUAUUUUUUCAGAAGAACGGUCCAUGGGGCUACCCAAAUAAAAUUCUUUGUGUAAAGAACACUGCAGCACAAUGUUGGGAAUUGGCUGAGAUUUUAUAAUCAACCAUCAGAAAUAAUCGAGUUGACCCAGCUGAUCGCUCAUCAAGUAUAAUCAGAAAGUCUGAUAUCCUUAUUGGAAUUCCUUUUUUUUUUUUUCACCUCUGUGCAAUUCAAAGUAAUACAUAUAAACUUCAGAUGUUUGGACUCAAUGCUACUUUCAAAUUACAUGUAAAAACAGACCUCAUUGUGCCAUGAUUUAGAACACAACAAAAAGAUGCAAAAUGCAUCAGAAAACGAUCAUCAGUGGAUUAUAGCUGCAUUAUGAGUUUUUUUUUAAAGAAAACAUGAAGUUUUGAUAUUCACAGUCAUUGACAUUUGUAUUGUGUUAUCUAAUUUAGGCAACACACUUCUCUUUCACAAUUCCAAGCGUCAGAUUGGACUUGUAGGAAUGCUUAUUGGUUGUGGUGAGAUAACUGGUUAGUGAAAGGAGUAUGUAGUUUAUUGAUUCCAUUUUCUGAUUGUUACCAUUACAUUACAACGAACUUUCCCCUCUAUAACUUCCCUUCCACAACAAUGGAUAACGUCAGUGUUGCAUCCUGCCUCAUUGAGAAAACAUUGAACAUUUGGGUUUCCUUUUAUGAUCCUAAUGUACAUAACCUUAGGACAUGCAAAACUCCGUUCAGUUUCUAGGCUCAGGGUGGCACCUGAGAAUUCAAAGGAUAAUUUUUGAAACUGAAAAUAAAUGUAAAAAGCACGAUUAUAAUAAUUAUCUGUUUCCCACUACAACACCCCUACUUUAAAGCUCUGUGAACUAGAUAAUACAUCUCGGAGCUGGAAAAGCAGGACAUUAACAACGAUGUAAGUUGCUGUCUUGAAGACUUGAAGCCUGAAUAGGAAACCAGAAAUAAGAGAAAAAAACCCAUCGAACUGUAACAAGCUACAUGUCUCUAAAUUCCGUCCACAUGACAAAAGACAAAAUACUGUGGAAGGACCAAAUUCUAAAUUCUACUGUAUUUUUUCAGUAAUCAUGCAGCAUAACCAAUGGAGUCAAAUAGUGAUUGUUUUUGGGUAGAACUGCUUAAUUAUUAGAAAUAUUAUGACAGCUAGGAUGAUUGAUUUUUCUUGCCACAUUUUCUUAACAGGAGGGUUAGUGUUUGGCAUAUUUGGCAAGAGAAGUAAUAAGUUUGGUAGAGAGCCUAUUGUACUUUUUGGGAUGAUUGUUCACUGGAUCUGCUUCGUCUUGAUCUUUCUUAAUCUUCCUGACAUAUCUCCCAUACAAGCAGUUACAACUGCAGAUGAUUACAAUGUAUUUUCUAAACCCAGGUAAGAAAAGUACUUUGGCAUUAACAUGUUUAUUUUCAUGCCAUUUUGAGGAUGGGAUUUACCGGUAUUUGAAGGCCGCACGUAUGAAUUAAGAAACCUCUUAUUUGCUUUCCUGCGAGCAGAGGUUUCUUUUGAACUUGGUUUCCGCAAUUGCAAAAUCGUUCACAUCAUUUGGAUUCGCGUAGAAGGCUCUUUUACUUCUCCUAGAAGGGACGAGGAAUUAGCGGGGGAGGCAAGCCAACUACACCAUGCCAGUGACAGCAAUGCAAACGACUUUGUAAGAGCUGAAAACCAUGCCGGCAACAAACCUUACUGGACAGGGUACUGAUUUGCCAGUGACAAUGAAAGCACUCUAUGUUGUUUCAGUCUUUUUCUUUGUUUUAUUAAAAAAUGAUAAUGUCAGUGAUACAUGUUUAAGUAAGAGAAGUUACUUUAAAAAUGAAGUUCUACGUCGUUGUUUUGAUCAAAGCAAAUGCCAACAGCUCCCCAAUUAAAAUAUCAGCUGUAUUAUUUGCACUGCAAUUGUUGAAAAUGUUAGUGUAAGCCUUUUUUCCGUGCUAACAACUCUGAUUUUAUAUAAUUGCAGUUUACCGGUGGCAAUUCUUUGUGGUUUCCUGUUAGGACUUGGUGAUAGCAGUUUUAAUACACAGGUAUUGCGAUAAUAACAAUUAAUUUUCAGAGAUUGUUCCCUUCAUAGACCCCUAAGCAGUACUUACCAAACCCUUCCACAAUUUUUCAACUUUUUACAUGGGCCAGUUAGAGAAAAUCUGUCGACGCCAGCGGAAAGAGCGCCUUAGAAUUAGUAAAAUUACCACAUUUGAAAGUGGUAUCUUAAGCGAGGGAAGAUAUAGGUCCGCAAAGUUGUGGAAAUUUACAGACGUUUGUUUUUAUUUUAUUUUAUUAGAUUCGCCAAUUAUUGGUAGGGUCACGGCAACAGCAUGACGCCAAUUACUGCGGGCCCGUAACAGUCCCUCCCCCCAUGAGAGAUAGACCACCACACCGGGGACUACGUCCCCUACUCUUUACGAACAGUGGGUGGGUUCUUUAACGUCCCACAGAAUUUAUAUAUGCAAGGGUUGUGAGACGGGGCCUACGGUUUAUCGUCCUUAUCCGAGAAGACUAGAAAGUCUAAACGUUUGUAGAUGUCUUUACAAAGGCAGCACUUUCUCCUUACUUAUUUAAAGACCCUGAGUGUUGGUUCGGCCGGGACUUGAACCAGCGGCCUCCCGCUCGGCAAAGCGGCGUUUAUCCAACGGAGCUAACCGGGCGGCGGUUGUAUGGUGGAGUGGGGCAAGUUUGUGCCCCCCAUCAUACAAACGUCUGUAAAAUUUCGCGACUUUGAGGAGCUAUGUCUUGGUUAGUUUUCAACAAAUCACUUUCAAACCUGGCAAUUUUUACUUAUUUUAGAGCGCUCUUUCCACCGGUGCCGACGGAUUUUCCCAAAGUUGCCCACGUUAAAAGUUGAAAAAAGCCUUGUUAUUUCGUGAAUAAAAGCCUGGGAAAAAGAUAUUCCAUCAUAAACAACUACCACAAUAUCUAAUAUAGAACAAUGUUUUGAACUAUUAGCAUCAUACUUUCUGAGAUAGAUCUUGGGGAAGGAAAGCAGCAAAGUAUUAACUUUUUGUGAGAGUAAAAAGUUAUUAACUUAUUCGUAUGUGUAAUCAAAUGGUGACGAGUGAAAUUAGGGAAUAAUUUUACGCGCGUUUUGUCCAAAUCCUUAUAAUUUCUCGAGCCUUUAGGCGAGGGAAAUUAUUAGGAUUUGGACAAAACGCAAGUGAAAUUAUUCCCUAAUUUCACGAGUAUACCAUUUGAUUACCUAUUAAUAUCAUGGGUGACGAAUUACGUUAGCUAUAUUGGUUUUUUGACAUGUUUAUCCUGGGUCGUAUCGAUCGAGAACUCCUACACUUUCUCGAACGUUUAGAGCUUAAACAUAGAAUUAGAAUCCUUCUUGAUGUGCUCUUUCGUGUGUUCAGGUUUUCUAAAGCGUCUUUUUGUGUCCUGACAUCUUCAUUCACGACAUUUUAAAACUUCGUCGCCAUCUUGACACUGAGACGUACGUUAGGUUGCUAUGGCAAUUUAGUAAUUUCACAUGUGAAAUUACAAAUUAACGCUGAAAUUUCGCGCCAUANGAUGUGCUCUUUCGUGUGUUCAGGUUUUCUAAAGCGUCUUUUUGUGCCCUGACAUCUUCAUUCACGACAUUUUAAAACUUCGUCGCCAUCUUGACACUGAGACGUACGUUAGGUUGCUAUGGCAAUUUAGUAAUUUCACAUGUGAAAUUACAAAUUAACGCUGAAAUUUCGCGCCAUAAUUAGGGAGUAAUUCGUCACCUAUGAUAUUAAAACUGGAACUGCCGUAAUCACUCAUGAUUGAUAUCCCUUGCACUGCUUGUGAUUAUCAUCAGUUUCAACGGUCAUAGACAACUCAGUGUGGAAUAAAAGCAACGCAAAAUACGAUAAAAUUAGUAUAGGUAAUAGCAUGAUGAGUAGUGGUAUUUAUGCCAAAUAUCACGUACAAAGUAUGCUAUUAUUUGUUUAUACUACUAUCCGCAAAAGGUUUGUAAUUUUCACAUGUAGAUAUUUCAAAUUAAGCUGAAAUACCACUGCUCUAAGCCAAUUUCUCAUGUAGUGGUAUAAACCCGAGAAUUCUAAUGAAACUCUUGUUGCACUACCCACCUGCACUUUCUUUGGUUUUGCCAACACCUUUCCUCUUGCUGAAGUGAAGCUUAACCCUUUAAACCCUAAGAUGCAAAAUUUGAAUUCUCAUUUGUUGCCCCUAUUCAUUUCCUACAGAAGUAGUGGGGAGAAGUUGUUAAAAUAUCAAACAAAUUCAUCUUGUGUGAUAAUGUCCGUAAUUCUCAUGACCACUCUGUUUUACAAAGCAUUGAUAUUACAAGGAGAAGUGUGAUACUGAUCACUCUUAGGGCUUAAAGGGUUGAAAAAAAUGCCUAGCAAAAGACAAAGCGGGGCUAAAAGAGUGAAAGAAGCACAGAGAACAGAAAGCGGAGGGUAAAAGGUUAGGGGAAGUGCCAAUAUUCAUCUCAAUUUUGCUUUCUGUGCAUACCCGAACUUUUCAAGGAGAUACAGUAUCAGGAACAGAAGGCAGCAUAAUGGAGAUCUUAAAACUAAAAAACAGUAUUUUUGGAAGUUUCUGUUUUUUUUUUGACCAGAUAAAGACACGAAACAGCUGUAAAAGCUAGUUUCAAAGGCGUUUUGUCAAAAUAUUAUUUUUAUGAGCAAAUGGAUGAAGAUUUAUAGGGGGUUAUAGUCGAAUAAUAAUUAUGUUGUAGUUCAAUUUUAUCCGUACUCUGAAUAAUUAUAUUUUUCUUCGUUCAAAGUCAUCAUUUCACGUGUUAAGUUACCUAACGCCGUAGGAAAUUAAAUUAGUAAUAGCCAAGGCUAAAGCUAAACCACAACACAUGCAACUCUAAUUCUACUGUUCAAUUUAAAACUAAGUUAAACCGUCAUAUUUUAUUUCUGAGAUCAUAAUUUUUUUUUUCAGAUUUGAAAAACGUUUUUUUGUGCCUUAUGUUCUCGUUUUUGUCAGAUUUACUCCAUUUUAGGGUCUCUCUAUGAAGACGAUAGUGCACCGGCAUUUGCUUUGUUUAAAUUUGUUCAGGUUUGUUAAACUAGUUAACUUAUAUGUCACCAAUCUGUUGCAAAGUUCAUUUCAGAAAAAUGUUUUCUUGGUCAGAUUUAUCAGGCUUUUAAAAUAUUCUACUAGUUGAUCAGGGUCUAAAAGUGAAAAUCAUUGGGUGGUGCAAUAUGUUUAUGCUUUGAGACUGUACCACAAAAUUAAAAGGUCAAGUCCACAAAAUAUCACACCUUUAUUGAGAUUCCACAUCAUAAAAGCAUAGGACUGUUGCUACAAAACCCUAGUUUGGAUGCUAGUGCAGCAAUCAGAGGGUUCUCCACCAAUGUUGCAUUAUUUAUUUAUUUGGUAAAUGCAAAAUUGUUUAAAAGUUGAACAAGGAAAUGAUACAGUGGCACGGUAUCUACUUUUCAAACUCAGACAUCGGGUUUGAAGUACAAGUUGUGUAUAUUAUACUACUGUUAAUACUCUGUUUUUUUUUUGCAGUCCCUUACAGCAGCAAUUGGAUUCUUCUACAGUCUAGAACUUCAUCUUAAGUGGCAGCUUCUUAUUCUGGUGAGCAUUGAAACGUUAAAGAAGGGUGAUCCAAGAUUUUCAGAAAGUUUAGGGAAAGAAAAUCAAACGAUCAAUUUUGGAAUUUGAAACCCUUCAAGCCCCAUUCUACACUUCUGUUGACUUAAAAGGGCAGUUCAUAUGAAGUAAUUUAUUAGAGUUUUUAGGUACGGUUUAAGGUAGCUGUGACGUGUGUAGGCAUGGCACUGUCUGUUAUCCAAUCAUGUUUUGGCUUAAUUGACCACUCCAGAAAAGACCAUAACAUACCAUAAUGCUCUUUGUUUGUCACGCCAGAAUUUUGCAUAAGCAUUGUCUUCAGUUUCUCUUGGGAGUUAAAAAUGACCCCAAGAGAAACUGAAAACAAUGCUUAUGCAAAAUUUUGGGGUGACAAACAAAGAGCAUUAUGGUAUGUUAAGGUAUUUCUGGAGUGGCCAAUUAAAGGAGAGCGACAAAACCUGUCAUUGUCAGACUUGUAGUGCUGUCAAGGAAAUGAUGCUUUAACGUUUCUCAUCCACCCUUUCCCUCCAUGCCCUUCCUCUUCAAUCCAAGGUAAGGGUGGAUUUCCUUAUGUAAAUGGGGUCUGUACACACCAGUGUCUUUUCCACAAAUGAAUUCUGAUCCUGUUUGCCUUUUUUAACAGAUAAUUUCUUCAUUUAGUGGAACACUUGGUUUCUUUUUGGUGGAAUGGAAAGCAAGGAGAAUGGCUAAUGCAGGAUAUGGUCCCCUUAAUUAA
Messenger RNA from Porites evermanni, 19568 nucleotides. Lineage: Eukaryota; Metazoa; Cnidaria; Anthozoa; Scleractinia; Poritidae. The record is from the annotation of a GenBank genome assembly.